CGGUUGUUUCCUAUGACGGACAAAAUGCCAAAGAUACUCGAAUAAUUAUCUUACCAGUUUCCAGUCGGAUAUUUCCGGUGCGGAGUUUUGAAUUAUACGUGGGAAAAGUUGUUGCAGACGACCCCUUGAAAAGAGAAAUAAAAGUUGAGGAAAAAUUACAAAAGAUUUUAGAUUUACGGAAAAAAAGAUUGUCUUGUUUAGUUUGUGGUGUCAAAACCCGAGAAGUUUGA
Messenger RNA from Scutellospora calospora, 230 nucleotides. The record is from the annotation of a GenBank genome assembly. Lineage: Eukaryota; Fungi; Glomeromycota; Glomeromycetes; Diversisporales; Gigasporaceae.